AUGAUUCGAUCAUUAGAUAAUAAUACUAUUAGACGUAUUUCCAGUGGACAAGUUAUCACUAAAGUUGAGGAUGUAGUAAAAGAGCUUAUUGAGAAUUCUAUUGAUGCACGAGCGACUUCAAUAGAAGUGAGGUUGGUCGGAGACGGACUUACAUCCAUUGUGGUUAAGGAUAAUGGAAUAGGAAUUCCGGAGAAUGAUAGGCCAGCGAUGGCAUUGAGGUAUCAUACUUCGAAAUUAGAAGAUUUUGGAGGAUUGAGUAAAGUGGAAACAUAUGGAUUUAGAGGCGAAGCCCUUAAUUCAAUUUGCGCUAUAUCUGAGUCUAUGCAAAUAACCACGAAAACUUCUAAUGAUCCAGUAGCCAUAAAUUAUUUACUUGAUCGAACGGGAAAUAUUGUAGAUUCAAAAUCAGUUGGAAUUACUGAAGGAACAACUAUUGUAGUUACAAUGCUGUUUUCACCCGUGCCAGUUCGUAGACAAGCUGCUCAAAAGAAUUCAUCAAAAGUCGGGAAAGCAGUACAAAGCCUUUUAACAAUUUAUGCCCUUGCACAUCCACAUAUUCGAUUUUUUCUCAAACUAAUAUAUGACAAUGCUGCAAAGUUAAAUUUCAAAGCUGGUGAAUGGAUUCUUCCACCAAUGAAAAGCCAAAUACAAUUAUUGAAUGAACUUUAUGGUGUUGAGUUCACCAACAACGUUGGAUUUGUUGUUUGGGAUACUGAUAAAGAAGAGACUUCUGUAGAUAUAGAAAAUGAGGAUUAUGAUAUAUUAGAUGGAUCAAAUGGUACGAAAAGUACAAUCAUAAUUGAAGCCAUAUUACCAAAACCAGAUGCGACACCACAAGUUAUUUUUAAGAAUGGUCAAAGUUUCAUUUACGUUAAUAAUCGUCCUGUGAUUGCAACUAGAGGGGAAAUAAAAAGCAUCGUAUCCAUGGUAAAAUCUACUUACACAGAUAUUGCAUGUAAACAUGGUUGGACAGCAAAUAAAAAGACACCGUUUAUGUGGAUAAAUAUCAAGUUACCAACUUAUGAUUAUGAUAGCGAGUGGAUCUUAAAUGCGAUUAAAAAUAUGUUGAUUAAUGUUUAUGGCAGUUGUCAGAAAGUGUCAUCAGAAAAAGAGUAUAGGGUUCCACAAAUCGAUCCUGCGGAUCCAUCUUCAUCCAAUAAUAAUUUAUCACCAAUUUCUUCCGAGCUACUCUCUUUAACAUCUAGUGAACCGUCAUUGACUGAUGAUACAGUAAUUGAUGAUAUAGAUGAUCAAGGUCAGAAUGUUGUUUCCGAUAAAAGAAAAGGAAAGAUGGUAGAUCAUGGAUCAGUAAUGUCACAAAUGUCAGACCAGGCUACGAAGAAAAAAGUGAAUAAAGAAAAAAGAAAUGAUGUCAAGGCAUCUCGAUCACUUGAAGAAUGGUACAAAAAUGCGCAAACUUCAGAUGUUCCAACCACGUUUUCUAUCUCUAGUCCACCGAGCACACCACCACCACAUACGAAUAAUUUGCAACAUAAAGACCGUAAAGGUUCGAAAAAUACAGUGUCAAACCCUCCACAAAAUGACAUAGCAAGAUUGUCAUAUGAUUCUAUAAACAUUGCGCAUGAUGAAAGUGAAGUUAACGGAGAAUACGGGUUUCCCAAUAGCCAAGGUAACGAAGACUCUAAUCAAAGAAUACAGAGGAAAAAUUACUCAUCAGGUCUUACAGAUUCUACGGAUAGCUCAAAUGUUAGGAGAAGUAGCAUUGAUGAUGGAGGGCACGUACGUAAACGUUCAACGUUGGAUGUUAUGGAAGAUAUUGAAUGCAACAUGCAAGGACAAUUUUAUAAUGAGAAUUCAAGCGAAACUUGUCGCGAUGAUGAAAGCUAUACACAUAAACGUGCAAGAACUGAUGACUCUGAAGAUGUAGUUGAUUCUCAAGGGGCAUCUAUUAAUAGUUGUAAUGCAAUUGGUGACUCUACAAAAACAUCCUCCCCGUUAUAUAAUAAUAAUAAAAGUCAAACAGAAACUCGUACAGAAUUUGAGAAGGAUCACGAGUCAAUUUCCACAAAUAUCGUAAAUGUUUGUGAGUCAACACCAUUAGAAUCUACCAAUGAGACAAACAUUUCAGAACAAAUAAUGCACGAGUCUGAAAGUAGCAUUAAUAUAUCCGAACAAUUGCAACACAAGCCAGUGGGAUCAAAAGAAUCUCCAAAAAAACAAUCGACAUUACCAAAACAAGGAUCGGGUGUUAGAACUAUCAUAAUUGGACAGCCUACUAUUGAUGUUCAUUUAAGAUCAGAGGGUUCAAGUAAUGUGCUUACAAAUGAUGAUGCUAAUAAAUCUCAAGAAACACCCAAACGUAAAGCGGUCCAGGAUGCUCGCAAAGCAUUGGGAUUUGCUGAUACAUUAAAUCACGAAUUGAAAUUGAAAUUUGACAAGCAGUAUAUUUGUCGUAAGAAAAGGUCUUUGGGGUCUCCGGUUACGUUUGUAGACAUUUCAUUAUCAAUAAAUUGUUUAAAUAAGAUAGAUUGUGGAUUAUGGACAUUGUCAAGAAAAUUAAAUGAUAAUGUUGUGAAUUUAUUAAUCGUACACGGGGAAAGAAUACGCGAAUUGGUUACUUUGCAAACUUUGGUAACUUCAACAGAGUUACUUCCAACAAGAAAAUUAUCAACACCUAUUGAUUUUAAAUUAGAUAUAAUAUCGCACCUAAAAUCACUUUCAUAUGACCAAAUACCAGAUGAAAAUGGAGCCGGUGUUUGGUGGAAUAUGGUCAAUCAAAAAUGUGUUACUGCCAACGGAGUGAAAAUACGAUGGAGGGAAGAUUCUGUAGAAUAUUUUUCAAACUUGAUGCAACAUCUCGCUACCAUUAAUAGCGGAACAAAAGAUGUUUCACUAGCAUCUACAAGAUCAUGGCAAACCAUGAAGAUCCUUGCAAGUGAAGCCAAACAAUUGGUUAAGCAAGAAGACGCAAAGAUUAUGAAACGAGAUGACGAAAUGAGACAUCGAAUUAAAGAAUCUAUCAUAUUCUUAUUACGAAAAAUGCCAAACUUUGGAAAUAGAAUUUCAUAUAUCGAUUUUAAUGAUCAUGAACCGUCACUUGUAAUGGUUGAAAGAAAAGGUGAUGAUGAGAUUUGGUAUAAUGAUCAAAUGGUAGUUAAAUUGUUGUGGAGGUAUAAUGCAGAAUCUGAUGAAAUAACUCAUGAGCAAUAG
Dentiscutata erythropus is the source of this 3171-nucleotide messenger RNA. The record is from the annotation of a GenBank genome assembly. NCBI's taxonomy places the organism in Eukaryota, Fungi, Glomeromycota, Glomeromycetes, Diversisporales, Gigasporaceae.